Messenger RNA from Colletotrichum chrysophilum, 1851 nucleotides. RefSeq lists its product as uncharacterized. NCBI's taxonomy places the organism in Eukaryota, Fungi, Ascomycota, Sordariomycetes, Glomerellales, Glomerellaceae. Gene Ontology annotation, molecular function: RNA polymerase II cis-regulatory region sequence-specific DNA binding; DNA-binding transcription factor activity, RNA polymerase II-specific. The transcript has 3 exons. Gene Ontology annotation, biological process: cell differentiation; regulation of transcription by RNA polymerase II. The record is from RefSeq and is a predicted model, not a curated record. Bases 1 to 1851 code for a protein of 616 amino acids.
AUGGCUACUGAGGUGGAAAACCCGGUGGCUCUUGCCCCCAGCGCCGCGACGCCCGGCUCGACCACCGCCCAUGAGUCCAUUCAGACUCCCGGUUCCGCCAACAGGAACUCAACUCCCUCCCCGACUUCCGCCAAUGGCCAGGCGCCCUCUUCGCAAUCAAGGCGUCCGCCUCGCAAGAGCACCCUCACCCAGCAGCAGAAGAACCAGAAGAGACAACGUGCUACCCAAGAUCAACUCACAACCCUCGAGCUGGAAUUCAACAAGAACCCCACUCCCACGGCCACUGUCCGUGAGCGCAUAGCGGAGGAAAUCAACAUGACCGAAAGGUCUGUCCAGAUCUGGUUCCAGAACAGACGUGCCAAGAUCAAGCUUUUGGCCAAGAAGAGUCUCGAGACUGGUGAAGACAUCGACUCCAUUCCCGAAUCCAUGCGUGCCUACCUCGCCAUGCAGGCGAUGGAAUCCGGCAAGGGACUGGGCGGUCCUUUUCUCGGCCGCACCGGACUCUUGCCCUAUGGACACAACAGCAUGCUCCUCGGUGGCGACCAGAGCGGCCAGGGCAAAGUUUUGAUCCAUCACUUGACCUGUCGUUCUCUCAGCAUCGGCAAGUGGACUCGCGUUGGACAGAACACGAUGGAUCUCAUCAUCUUCUACUCCCCUGACAAGUGCACCAUGACCUACUACAUCAACAACGAGCAGGCUGGUUACAAGAUCGAGUACCCCUUCGCCUACAUCAAGAACAUCUUCCUCGAGAACCAGGAGGGCGACCCGAACAAGCCCGGCGGCAUUGUCAUCGAGCUUAACCGCCCUCCCAACUUCUUCAUGGACUCUUCUCCCCAGACGAGCGGCUUCUUCCAGUGCGGCGACUUCACUGAGGACCAGCAGGCGUCCCAGUGCCUUGUUCACCACCUUGGCGGCAACCCCAAGGUUCUGAGCGGUCAGCUGGCGAAGCUCGUCUCCCUGGAGGCAUUCAUGAACCGCAACAACCCUCACCCCUUCAUUGACCAGCAGCACGCUCUUUCCGUGUCCGCCCCCGUGUCGCCCACCGGUCGCCCUUCUUCGCAGCCCAACUUUGCUCAGCCUCACAUCGGUAUGUUCCAGGAGACCUGGGGCAUCAACAACAUGCACCCUGGCAUGCGCGGUCCUGGCCACAAGAGACAGCGUAGUCGUUCCGUGCCCAUGGCCGUCGACUUCUCCAUGCUCCAGACGCCCAUGCCCUCCUUCUACAUCCAGCAGCCUGGCGAGAUGCAGGCUCCUCAGACUCCCGGCCCUUACCUCCACGCUCCUGUUCCUCAGCAGCCUGGUGGCCUCGGCCCCAACCUGAGAAUCGACACCCAAGCCGGCUUCGGACUGGAUAUGCGUCAGUACCCCAUGUCGGCCACGACCGCUUCUCCGUCCGAGUUCCCCACGAGCCCUGCGUUCUUCUCUCAGCCCCCUGAGCCGAGCCCCCUCCCGACCUCCAGCUACAACACUCCCUACGGAAGUGCGUUCCUGUCGCCGAUGGCCAACCCAUCAAACAACAUGAUCCCGCCUUCCGUCUCCCCUCUGUCAUUCGGCAGCCACCACGAGCCCUCCAUCGUUGAGCAAUCGCCUCCUUUGUCCAUGCUCGGCAGACCCGCCUCAGCCGACAUCUACACCCAGGGCGACAGCGGGUCCUGCGCCGUUUCUGACGACGGCACUGGCCUGAACGAGAUGUACUCGAAGCACACCAUCAACUUACCGAUGCACCCUCAUUCUCCUGCGUUUGUCGAGCAAGGUCAGGCCGAUCUCGACAUGAACCAGCUGGUGCAAUUCGACAACGUUGACCCCAGCUCAUUGUCACCCGAGUCCAUGUCCCAUGUGCCUCAUCAGUGA